Molecule: messenger RNA, 414 nt
Organism: Medicago truncatula (barrel medic)
Lineage: Eukaryota; Viridiplantae; Streptophyta; Magnoliopsida; Fabales; Fabaceae
Exons: 1
Coding region: 1-414 (137 amino acids)
Source: RefSeq, a predicted model, not a curated record
AUGUCAUCCGCUGCACAAACAAUCCAAAAGAAUGAUCUGCCCUCAACCAUCUCUGUUAAGCUGGACAGAGAAAAUUUUCCCUUAUGGAAAUCGCUGGUCUUACCUUUGAUAAAAGGAAGCAAGCUUGAUGGGUAUUUGUUAGGGACAAAACAACGUCCUGAACAAUAUAUCACAUCAACUGACCCAAAUAGCAAGAAGAUCAAUCCAGAAUUUGAGGAUUGGCUUGCUCAUGACCAACAAGUCCUAGGUUGGUUACGAAACUCGAUGACAGCAGGAAUUGCAACACAACUCCUGCACUGUGAGACAUCCAAGGAACUUUGGGAUGAGGCUCAAGGUCUUGCCCCGGUGCUCAUACAAGAUCUCGAGUUAUCUAUCUUAAGUCAGAAUUUCACAGUUCUAAAAAAGGAGAGAUGA